Messenger RNA from Tricharina praecox, 1193 nucleotides. Its product is annotated as mitochondrial carrier domain-containing protein. The record is from RefSeq and is a predicted model, not a curated record. Gene Ontology annotation, cellular component: mitochondrial envelope. Gene Ontology annotation, biological process: carnitine transmembrane transport; mitochondrial transport. NCBI's taxonomy places the organism in Eukaryota, Fungi, Ascomycota, Pezizomycetes, Pezizales, Pyronemataceae. The coding region runs from base 243 to 1166 and encodes 307 amino acids. Gene Ontology annotation, molecular function: O-acyl-L-carnitine transmembrane transporter activity. The transcript is spliced from 2 exons.
GACGGUUGUGUGCGAUUCAUUCCUUGCUUGAUUGCAGAGCGGUAAUUUCUUUCCUUCCUCCUCGUGUCUUCUUCUGUCCUGUAUCCUCCUCCGUCCUCCGUGUGAACAUCGUCGCUUUUGGUCCGACUGUUUUUUUUCCUAAGCUCUUGAGAUAGCAUAUCCCGCCUGUGCCUACCUAUACUCCUACACCUUCACCUUCACCUUCACCUUCACGUACAUCUACACCUACAACACGCCGUGCAAUGUCGACUAAGGAGGAGGUCAAGGCCGUCGUCAAGGAGGAGGCAACAGUAGCAAAGUCCGCCCUGGCAACACAGGCACGUUCGUUCGUCGCCGGCGGUGUCGGAGGUGUCUGCGCGGUAGUUACAGGACAUCCCUUCGACCUCGUCAAGGUGCGACUACAGACGGCCGAGAAGGGAGUUUACACAGGAGCUCUGGAUGUGGUCAAGAGGACGAUUGCGCGCGAGGGGUUGGUGCGGGGUAUGUACGCCGGAGUUUCCGCGCCGCUGAUCGGAGUAACGCCGAUGUUCGCGGUAUCAUUCUGGGGCUACGGGGUCGGCAAGGACCUUGUGCGGCAGGUGUCGGCCGUGGACGAGAGGACGGGCUUCUCGAUCGCGCAGAUCUCGGCCGCCGGAUUUUUCUCGGCAAUCCCGAUGACGCUCAUCACGGCGCCGUUCGAGCGGGUAAAGAUCAUGUUGCAGCUGCAGGGACAGCAGAAGGGCCCGCCGAAGUACAAGUCGUCGACCGACGUCGUGCGGCAGCUCUACAAGACCGGAGGUGUUGCGAACGUCUUCCGUGGCGCUGGGGCAACGCUGGCUCGUGACGGACCUGGAUCCGCCGCGUACUUCGCCACCUACGAGUACCUCAAGCGACGGCUGAGCCCUGAGAAUGGAGAGCUCAGUCUGGGUGCGGUAUCGUUCGCCGGUGGUGCCGCCGGUGUCUCCAUGUGGCUGCUGGUGUUCCCCGUCGACACGGUUAAGAGCAGACUACAAGGAGCUACGGAGAAGACUAGUGUUGGAAAGGUCGUCAGGGACGUCUAUGCCAAGGGCGGAAUCAAGGGAUUCUUCCCUGGUGUUGGGCCGGCGAUGCUGAGGAGUUUCCCGGCAAAUGCGGCGACGUUCGUUGGGUUGGAGUUGACGUACAAAGCAUGGGAUAAGGUUUUCUGAGCGGGCGAGAGGAGGUGGGAGAGAUGG